Messenger RNA from Malaya genurostris, 2432 nucleotides. Its product is annotated as UDP-glucosyltransferase 2-like. Lineage: Eukaryota; Metazoa; Arthropoda; Insecta; Diptera; Culicidae. The transcript is spliced from 5 exons. Gene Ontology annotation, molecular function: UDP-glycosyltransferase activity. The coding region runs from base 50 to 1609 and encodes 519 amino acids. The record is from RefSeq and is a predicted model, not a curated record.
UUGAGUCUUCAUCAUUUGCACGCGCUUCUAUCAGUUACAACAACUUGAGAUGAUUCUAAAACAACUAAUUACAUUAGUGACCUUAGCAUUUACAAUGAAAAUCACAAAUACUGCUAACAUACUUUGUAUCUUGACUGUUCCCAGCCCGAGUCACCAUAUUUGGAACCGUGUCUGGAUUGAAGCUCUGGUAGAACGUGGUCACAACCUUACGGUGGUUUCACAAGAUGCGGACAUGUCAAAACCUAAUCUCACCUACAUAUUAUUGGAAAAUGUGUACACCCACUUACAUGAUAGUGGUGAUGUAAACUUCGUGUCGAAGUCGCAGGAAAGUUCAUUAGAAACAGUGGUUUCCUUCAUGAACUAUUUCACAAUCGUGUGUGCUCCUAUGUUAGAUUCUGCAGGACUAAAUAUAAUCGAAUCAUAUCCAGACGAUUUCAAAUUCGAUCUUGUGAUAUACGACUUCGGAUGUGGCCCAUGUCUGUUACCAUUGCUACAUAAGUUUAAAUAUCCGCCGAUGUUAGCACUAACGCCAUUUAAUAAUCCCCCAUACUCAGUUGAUAUCGUGGGAGGACAUAAGCACUUCGCUUAUACUCCAUAUUUUGCACUAAACUACGACACCAAGAUGAACUUCAUACAGCGAGCAUACAACACUUUCAUCUCAUUGGCCGAUUCGGCCUAUCGUCAUUUCUACAUUAUGCCGAGAGUGGAUGAAUUAGCUCGAGUUCAUUUCAACUAUACCGAUAUGCCAUAUUUGGGAGACUUAGAGAAGCGAGCACAAGUGAUGUUGGUUAAUACCAAUCCAGUGAUGGAUGUCCUAGAACCACUCCCUCCAAACGUGAUCGCCGUGGGAGGUGCUCAUAUUAAAAAUCCCGAUCCCCUGCCCAGUGAUCUUGAAAUGUUCAUAUCCCGCGGUAGAAGUGGAGCCGUUCUCUUUUCACUUGGUUCAAAUGUUCGAAGUGAUAAGAUAGGCGAAGAACGCCAACGCAUGUUUAUCCAAGCAUUUCGCCAGAUGCCACAGUUUCAUUUUUUGUGGAAGUUUGAAACAAAUCUGAAUCUUGACCUACCAUCAAACGUAAUUAUCAGACGCUGGAUGCCUCAGACCAGUAUUCUUGCGCAUCCCAACACUAAAGCGUUUAUAACACAUUCCGGUGGAUUAAGCACACAAGAAGCGACAUGGUUCGGUGUACCACUGAUUGCAAUGCCUUUCUAUAUGGAUCAGAUUAGAAAUUGCCAUCGAUCAGUUAAAGCAGGAGUUGCGGAAGAACUGGAUUUUAGUUCAUUGACGGUUGAUAAAAUCAGGAACGCAGUUUUAAAAGUGCUCCAAACGUCGACUUACCAAGACAAUAUGAAGAGAAGAUCGAAACUGUUCCGUGAUCAACCAGAGAAACCAUUAGACCGAGCCAUUUGGUGGAUUGAAUAUGUGAUUCGAAAUCCCGAUUUAAGCCACCUAAAAUCACCAUCACUUGAGCUGGGUACCAUUCGAUCGAAUCUGUUGGACAUUUUUGGAUUCUACCUAUUUAUCGUUGGAUUUACAUACGUGACUCUCAGAAAAGCAGUAAGAGCAAUUUGCGGAAAAAAUAGAAAAACAAAAAAAAUAAAAAAUGAUUAAUGAAAUUCGUUUAUUGUCGAAUUUUUCAAAAUCAAAAUGGAGUCAUAUUAAUCAGAAUGCGUUAUUAGUUUUAUCUUUUAUCAUAUAUAUGUCAUGCACUUGAAAAAUACUUUUCGGCAUCUGCAUCUUUUCUUUAAGGUGAAAUGUAGCGGAAUGCGCGAGUUAAGCUUUCUGGGGAGGUUCUUUUAAAAUAACGAUACGACAACGUUGACUAUACAAACUUAAAUGGAUUCAUUUAAAUUAGAAUACAGGGUUGAAACCAACAAAAUCCAAUAUGCGUUAACUUGCGCAUAGCGUUUUUGAUCAAUUAUUCAAAAACUAGACCUAUUUUCGAAAAACUAAAAACACUUAAGUUAUCACAACGAAGUGUGCUUAGAAUUUUGAAAUUUUGCUUUGCCAAGCCGUAAUUGGUUUUCGAAAUGUAUAAACGGUUACUGUUCCGUUCCACGGCGAUGGUUUCAGAAUUGAAAAGUAGUGUUUGUAGCAUGACUUUACAAGGAAUCUGAAAAUGUAGCUCGAAAUUAUAAAACCUUAGCCAAAACAAUCGAAAUUUGAAAAUGUUUACAUAAACUUUUCCGCAUUUUUUAUUGCUACUAAACUCAAGCGUAUACGUGGUAAGCAAGUUAGUCAAUACAUAUACAUAUAACCUUAUGCUAGUCAAUAAUUACUCAUGAUUCAUAGUUCUAGUGUAAUAGUAAUUACUAACAAUAACGAUUAAAUUAGGAUAUAUUCAAAGUGUGAAAGAUCCAAAAAUCUAUUACGAAUCAAUGAGUCUUUUACAAGCCAACAAAACGAGUGGUAAACCCACUGCGCCCAAUCGCUG